AAAACAAUUUCACCACUAUUCCCACUGUGUUGAGCUUGUUUAUUAAUUAUGGCAAACUGGCAUCUCUUAUCAGCUGACUUUAUUUACAUUUGAAAAUGGAAUCUGAUGGAAGCAAAAUUACCAAACCAAAACGUGUACGCAAAGCACCGUACAGGAAAUGGAGCAAUGAGGAGCAACAGAAAUUAAUUACCUACAUGCGAGACAACCGUCCGAUUGAAAAGCCGACAGCACAGGUGUAUUACAAACAAUUUUCAGAAACACAAAAUCUGCGGUUGGAUUGGUCUUUAGUGAGGCUAAAGGCAAGGCACUUGCGCCAAUGCUAUACAAAAGCACGAGCUUGGCAGAAUUCGACCGGAGCAGGUGCCAUGCAAGACGGCGAAUCAACAGAAAGUAAUUUGAAAAUAAAUUGUUUGGUAUAAAAUUAUAAUCUAUAUAUAUAUAAAAAUCAAUGCCACUUUCUUUGUAAUUUCAUCACUCAUA
Molecule: messenger RNA, 480 nt
Organism: Bactrocera neohumeralis
Lineage: Eukaryota; Metazoa; Arthropoda; Insecta; Diptera; Tephritidae
Exons: 2
Coding region: 96-419 (107 amino acids)
Source: RefSeq, a predicted model, not a curated record